UUAAAGUCAACAUUAGGUGCAUAAAAAUAUACAAACAAGGCUCUUAUCAUUAUUACACACAUUCAAGAUGAGUUCAAAGGACAAAGAAAUUAUAACCAAGUCGAAAAUGAAAAUGUUUGUAAAGAAGACAGCAGGUGGAGGCCACACAGGAGAGCGCACUCUACGGCCAGAAUUCGAGCGGGAGCUACGACCAGAACAGCCGCUGGCACAACGUAGCAAAAUGUUGAAGGACUUGUGCGACCUGCACUUGCACAACAUGAACCUGGAAGAGUCGUCAAUUACAAAGCUCUGGCAAUUAACCAAUGAUCUCAUUGUGCCCAACAAACCAGCCGACACGCGCCAGAUUGCAUUGAGCUUCUACAAGCGCCUCAUCUUCACACAAUAUAAAAAUCUUACGCUAAUGCGCGAAAAAUUCUUUUUAGUUAUACAAAACCAUGAGGUCCGGGAGGACCUGAGGCACUUGCUGGAACUGCUCGAUACACUCACCGAAAACGGCAAGGAUAUUACCAACUUUGAGGAGAAGAUUGGCAAAUUCAUGCUGUUAUGGAUACCAGCAAUAAUAGAUGCUGAACUUUUGUGUCCCUACUUGGACAUGUUGGUCAAUUUAAUCAAAUUUAAUGCUGCGCACUUAGAUAAAGAGAUACUGGUCGGCAUAGUGCAAAAUGCUUGUGAAUUGAGCUGUACGGUUACAGACGAUGAAAUUGGGCUCCAGUGCUUGACCAUUUUGGAAAUGGUCAUUGGCUACACCAUAUUUCCUAGUGAACCGCUCCCGCUUUGCAUUGUCACACUGUGCCGCACUGUAAAUCAUUCGCGCUAUUGUCCAGCAUCAUUUAAGAUAAUGAAAAACCUAUUGGGCACUCAACUAGGCUACCAUUCCAUGAAAAUGAUGUGCAACAUUCUGAAUGAUCGGGGUCUGUAUGAAGAUGCCCAACUUUUGCGCGGAGCUGUCUUCCAUCUGAACAUGAAUAUUUUCGGUUCGAAUGUCAUAUUUCAAGUCUCCCCCAUGAUCUAUGCAACGAAUGUUCUCACCGGCUUCCUACACGCCCUGGACAGCCGACAGGUGAUCGUUACCUUCGAGGUGAUACUUAGUGUGCGAAUGGUGAUAAACAAAUAUAAAUUUGAACUAUCCGAAAUUGUGUGGGACCUCAUAUGUGACAUUAUGUCAACAAUUGUAGAGAACAUCGAGUAUUAUAAGAUCUCGGGUGUGAACAAAGAUCGUUUGGAUGAUUUGCAAAAAAACUUCCAUGAGAACAUUGAUUGGAUUGAGAAACUACUGCAGAACGAGCGUGCUCAAAUAUUGGGAAACGAUCGCAUUUAUGACCUGAUCGAACGUGUGGCUGAUCAACGACCAGAAGCUUCGGUGCUGGCCCUGAUCGACUAUCGCACGAGAAGUGUAAGAGCCACACGCCCCGAAUGGCUGCUGGUAUUGACGCAAUUCGUGAGUCGAUAUUAUCGCAUGUCCAAUAUAAAUGUGCGCAUCAAAACGAUUAGUGCGGUUGUGGAGAUCAUGGAACAGAACCGCUCCACCUACGAGGAUGAGAUACUCGAUCGAGUGGUCAAUACACAAUUCGCUCAAAUCCAUCAUGAGCCCAGUGUGGAGGUUCGUGCUGCCGUAGCCAGCGCUCUUGCCGGGUUUGCUGCACACUGCGACACUAAACGAUGCGUAGACCUACUCGACAUACUCGAGUCGCUCAUCAAUCGACCAUUCGAUCAGGUGCGACAGCAUGUGGCAACGGAGGGCGCGCUCGCCGAAGUAGCUAUCGCUGGUGGCAUGGUCAUCAAGAGUGAGGGGGAAAUUAAUGACAUCAUGGCUGCGGUCGAUGGACUAAUCGAAGUAUUUGCUAUUAAGCUGCAUCGUCUGCCCGCCACACAUGCAAUCAAGAUAUUCAACAUACUGGUCGAUCACUUGAAGAUGCAUUACGAUAGACCAAAGAUAUUUGAACAGGCCAGCGUUGUGCGCUACAAGAUUUUCAACUGGAUGCUCAGGGCUCGCGCCAAUGCAUCUUACCACAUUGGCUAUCCGGAUGGGCCGAAUAAAGGGCCCAAGUUUAGUCAUUACCUUGGAAUUGACUCGCCGCUGCAGCCACAAUUGCAUACAACUACAAUUUCCAUAAGAAACGCUUGCAAGCUGAUCGUGCGAUGUCUCGAACAAGACAAUGACUACCAUAUAUUUCAGCUGGUCAUCAAGGAACUUCCGAAGGUGUUGCAGAACAAGGCACUUAUUCAGGGCAAUGAUAUUGAGGAAUUGGCCAACACCCUUCUCAAAAUCAACCUAAGCAACAAUAAAUUCAAGCGUCCAACCGACGAAUUCCAUGCCCUGGUUUUGCCUGCGAUUGCCUCGCUGGUCAUCUAUCACGAGUGCUUGCAGCCACCACAACACAAUAGUAUUAUAUCGGUUUUGAACGCUCGUGUUCCGACCGCCAUUGCCACCGUCUGCAUAAGUACGAUGACUAUUUUGAUAUUGGAAAUGCCAGAGGCACUCAUGCGUAAGUUGCCCGACGUGCUCCUCCAAAUGAGCAAAAUGUCGGACACAAAUGCCGUCGCUAUACCGGUAUUGGAGUUUCUUUCGCUGUUGAUUCAUUUGUCCAACCAUCUCUUCACCAACUUCACGCCCAUGCAAAAUAUGUACGUGUUUGCCAUAUCACUGCCAUACACCAAGCCCCAUCGGUACGAUCACUAUACAGUGUCUCUGGCGCAUCACGUCAUUGCAGGGUGGUUUUUGAAGAUUAAGCUGGAGUUGCGCAAGAACUGUGUGGGUUACAUAAAAUCGUCCAUGCAAUCGAAUGCCAAGAUGCUGUACAACGACAUUGUAAACAUCAAUUCGUUGAAUGAAGACUCAUCUAACCGCAAACGCAGCACCAGUCUUACGGAACGAGGCAGUCGAAAUAGCGCCGCUGCGCGUAAUGAUUCUGAAAUGAGGCCUCUGCUGAAUAACAGUUUACGUUACUUUCAUGCCGAGCUGGCCGAGACUUGCUUCGACUUUUUGGCAAGGCACACGUUUUCGCCCUGCCCGUCGUUACCCAAGCGCUUGCCAGCGGUAGAGCAUUUGUUGAAGGACGGCGUCUCACAAACCUGGCUGGUUGGCCACAAUCUGGUCACUAUCACCACAUCGGGCUGCCCGUCGGUGCCCACACGUAAUGGUCUAUGCGAGCGUUGUGCGCAACUGGGAAAAACGCCGGGCAUUAGCUUGAAUUCUAAGAGCAUGAGCGAUGCGGCGCCUCCAUUGUCGCCCGAGGUCAGCAAUGUGGGUGGCACCGGUCCAUUAGAUCGCCGAUACACGAAGAUCAGUCUGCAGCACAGCAGUGGCAAUGAGUCGGCUGGUAGUACAGAGUUAACUUCUUCAUCGUCGUCCACUUCGGCGGCCACCACACAUCGUCAGAUAUCCAACAGUUCGACAGCAUCUCUGGAGGCGCUCUCACGACGCGGCUCCAAUCCAGAGGCAAUGGGUGGAGGUGUCGGUGGGGGGUUUGGGGAUGUCAUGAACACCACCGGCAGCAAUACAUCGCUGUUGGGAAACUCGCUGUCUCUGUCCUCGGCAAGCAUGAGUCCUUCAACGCAACCUGCUGUGCAGCAGCCUGUGUGCGUUCGAUCCUGCACGGGCUGGGGCGAGGUGCUUAUCCGAAGACCGACGGGAAACAUAUCCUGGAUAACACGCCUACAAAAUCCCAUAACCAAUGAUUGCUUCGGACAGGACUUGCCCUUCAAUAGCAUGGUAUCCCUAUUUUUGCCUACGGCUUAUGGCGGUGUCUUUGGACCAGAAUCAACGCUGCAGGCGACAUCGUCGACAGAGCGCGUAGAUUUCCAACGGGAGGCGGAGGCAGCGCCGUUGCAAGCAAAUGCAACAACAGUACCGACGUCCACCCAAGUUACAGACAAUACGGCUGGUGACAACCUUGUGCGCCAUCGUAUAGCAGCAAAGGCGCGCGCUCUACAGCGUCAGGAAGAGAUCUCUUCGGUCGGCGGCAAUGGAGGAUCCAUGAGCACGGCGGCGAUUGAUAUACCGCGCGUGGCUGCGACUUGUAAGCGUGGCAAGGAGGCGCUCUGCGGCAGUGUCAGCGAUGGUGAGGCCGAUGAUGACACUAUGGCCUUUGAGGAUGGCCAGGCUCGAGCACGGAAUCCUGUGCGGCGCGUGAACUCCAGUCCAGAAAUGAGUUCCAGCUGGCGUCAGACGUUUUUGGCUGCAAAACCAGCACCCUUGUCCCAAGAGCCAGUUAAAAUGGCCUCAGAAGAGCCGCAACUGCAGUUCAUGCAACAGCAGCAAAAGAAAAAAAGUGUGCAGUACAGUACGAAGGACAUGCGAGUCAGUUGCGAGGCCAUACCGGAGGAGAUUGCAGGAUCAACGCCACCGCAGGCGCUCGAACCGGAGCCCAACAGCUUGCCACCCAAGCAACACUCGGCGGACGACGUGAACAGUCAAGUAGUGGUCGGCAACGUAGUGCAACAAUCCAGCUCCACUUAUUCGCUCAAGCUGAGCACAACAGCCGGCAAGCCACCUCUGUCACCUGCUCCAGGGGCAGUGCCCCCUUCUCCGCGUCUAGAUAUUAAACAAGUACCGUCGGCAGCUCCGGCUGCCAUGGGCACAAACUUCACGACACGUACCCACCAGGGCUUAGCCAAAUCGAGCAGUAGCGGCAGCACUGGCAGUACUGUUUCCGGCAACAAUGCUGGGGGCGCUGGCGCGGCGGCUAACUUCGACUACAACAAUGGCGAGAUGCGUGUGCGAUCCAAAACCAUUUCAGUGGUGCGUGAAGUCAACAAUGGGAAGGCCCGUCCCUCGCCCGCCAGUAACUUUCGUAGCUUUGGUGCCGCCAAGCCGCCCAUCAAUGCCAAGCUGUGCAUGAAUCCUAGCUUUGUUUUCCUGCAAUUGUUCAGCACCGGCCAGCUGGAGGUGACGGAAACACCGCUCAGGGUAGGCUCCGAGCAUGUGAGCCUAUUGAAACUGCUCGACUUGGUGCCUCCUUUUGAGACGCACAGAAUUGGGGUGCUCUAUGUGGGCCAGGGGCAGUGCAACAACGAGGUGGAGAUCCUGCGCAACUCAUAUGGCAGCACGCGCUAUGUGGAGUUCUUACGCAGUAUCGGCACGUUGGUAAAUCUUAAAGAGGCUGAGCAAAAUAAUCUCUUCAUUGGUCUGGACAAGAGUGGAGCCGAUGGCAAGUUCACGUACAUUUGGAAGGAUGAUAUACUGCAGGUUACCUUCCAUGUUGCCACUCUGAUGCCGACCAACCUGCAGGACGAUCCCAAUUGCAAUGAAAAGAAAAAACACAUUGGCAACGACUUUGUAAAAAUCUUAUACAACGAAAGCGGGGAGGAGUGUAACUUAGCCACCAUGUCGGGUCAAUUCAACUAUGCCUGUGUGAUUGUCGAGCCUCUGGAACUGAACUCCAAUCGAGUUUAUGUUAAGGCGCGCUCAGAAAUUUCCAAAUAUGUAUGUCACCCGGAGCCGCGCAUAGUCUCAGAUCGCAGUGCUCCCCUGCUAGCGCGUCAGAUGGCUCUGCAUGCCAAUCUGGCGUCGCUGGUCUAUCAGAGUGUGCAAAAGAAGAAUCCUUACGCAUCCAAUUGGCUGGAAAGAUUGCGCUUGCUUAAGCUCUUACGCACCAAGCUAAUUGAAAACCUAAAUAGCCAACCCCAAAGCGGCAGCGCCUCCAGUGGCAUAGCUUCCUCAGGCGCCGACAUCGAUGAUCAAAAGGGAGAUUUUACCAAAUUUACCUAAGAACCCAUUGCUUUCACAUACUAUAUGUAUAUGUAAUAUUAAAGUCAUUUAUCAUAAUCAAACAUUUGACAAGUUUAUAAAAUUUGUGCAUUAAAAUAAAGCUGCAAGUAAAAUCGACAAA
Messenger RNA from Scaptodrosophila lebanonensis, 5831 nucleotides. It is a transcript of the gene gig, whose product is annotated as tuberin. The transcript has 16 exons. Bases 68 to 5710 code for a protein of 1880 amino acids. NCBI's taxonomy places the organism in Eukaryota, Metazoa, Arthropoda, Insecta, Diptera, Drosophilidae. Gene Ontology annotation, cellular component: cytoplasm; nucleus; TSC1-TSC2 complex. Gene Ontology annotation, biological process: negative regulation of insulin receptor signaling pathway; negative regulation of Wnt signaling pathway; negative regulation of phosphatidylinositol 3-kinase/protein kinase B signal transduction. Gene Ontology annotation, molecular function: GTPase activator activity. The record is from RefSeq and is a predicted model, not a curated record.